AUAGUCUGCGCUAUAUUUGAGCGUAGCUGUAUACCUGUUAUUAGGGCAUAUGCUGCUCUACCACCGGUAACUCGCAAAUGCCGACGAGAGUAUAUUAGAAAGAAAUUUCGGUCAGCCUACGAAUCACCACUUGGAUUAGGAUUGAUUAUUCGACGAAACAUAUCGAAAUCUACCGCUAUAGUAAUCCUUCGAAAAGCUUACGACGUGGGCAUGGACUCGAAGAGGCCCCUGCGCAUACUCUGCCUCGAUGGAGGCGGGGUGCGCGGCAUCUCGUCUCUUUACAUCUUGAAGGAACUUAUGGGGCAGGCUAGGCGAGAGAGAGAGACUGGCCCAGAGGAAAUCAAAAGUCUUCGCCCAUGCGACUUUUUUGACUUGAUCUGUGGCACUAGCACUGGGGGGAUGAUCGCUCUGAUGUUGGGCAGAAUGAAGAUGAAUGUCGGCGAUGCAAUCACAUUCUAUGAGCAGAUGUCCAAAGAGAUCUUCACCUCCAAAUCGGAGAAUCCAGAAGCGGCUUUCGACCAUAGGAUUCUUGUAAAAUCUAUCAAAGACGUCAUCACCUGCCCAUCUGUCCGCCUGGAUGCAGAGUCAAUUCUCAAAGAUGAAGACGAGCAUAACACAAAGACCUUUGUUGUCUCCACGUCUCUCCAGGGUACUGGCGCCACCGCAGUCCGUAUGCGCACAUACGGCACCAAGACUUCUGACCCUUUCGAAGCUAAAAUUUGGGAGGCUGCCCGCGCUACAUCCGCAGCCCCAACUAUCUUUGAGCCUAUCACUAUCGACCGCAUUAAAUAUGGAGACGGUGGGACUGGCUGGAACAAUCCUGCGGAAGAGGCAGUCAACGAAGCAAAUCGAAUCUGGCCUAAUAGACCAAUCGGAUGUCUGGUCAGUAUAGGCACGGGUCUAGAAGAUCCAGCGCAACUAAGAGACAAAGAGGACAAAGGGAAGGACGAUUUCGCCCGGAAAUUCAUCAAAAUAACGGCCCCAAAGUCGUCUUUCAAAUUGGCCGUUGCAGAGUAUUGUGUUAAGAUCCUAACGAGCUGUGAAAAGAUCCAUCAACGCCUGGAUGGGAAUCCGGCGAUGUAUGGCAUUGACGGCCGCUACUUCCGACUCAACGUCCCACAAGGAAUGUCGAAAAUCGGCCUGGAGGAGUGGGAUAAAUUGGAUGAAAUAAAAGCCCUCACCCACUCGUAUAUGGACACUGGAGACUGCUUACGCAUGAAACAGAAAAUAGCAAAGACUCUACUUGAUCCUCAGUGCGCCGUUAAGGCACAUGAGCGUGACAAAAAUGGGUAUACCGCACUGGAUCGUGCAGCCUUGAAAGGUGACGUCGAGGAAAUUCAGAUCCAAUGGGACCAGGGAGCCGACCUUGAUGCAAUCGAGCCUAGAAAAGGAUAUACUCCGCUCAUCGAGACUAUUGAUCGAAACCAGUUCGACGCAUUCAAGGCCCUGAUUGCAUUUGGUGCAAACGUGAACAAGCCCAACCGCGAUCAACACUCUCCGUUAUAUUUCUGCUUGAACUGGAGGAAGGACUUCAUGUUUGGAUUCACACUUAUCAAUGAACCUGGCAUCGACGUGAACGGGACAGACAAGGAUGACCGCACGCCUCUGAUGUUAGCGGCCAUGACUGACUCACUACCAUUCGCUGACCUCAUACUCAACCAAGGAGCCAACGUCAAUGCGAAAGACAAGAAUGGUAUGACGGCAAUGCAUUUUGCGGCUAUGGUCCAAUCUAAAAAAGUUAUGAUUAGACUGCUCAAAGGCGGAGCGGAUAUAAACGCCCAAAACAAUUCGGGCCAAACGCCACUGCGUAUCGCGGUUAACAGUCCUGCCACCCAGAGUUUGGACUGGUUACUGAAAAACGGCGCGAAUGUUGAUAUCGCGGACAAGAACAACCAGACACCAUUGCAGGCUGCGAAGGCCAUGAACAAGGGAGUUUGUGUCCGGCAGCUGGAAGAAUACGCAAAUCUUGCUCCCAUGGGCGGAAGCGCAGAGAAUGUGCAGGCAGCUCUAGCUGGACUUCGAAUUGAGGAUGCACCAGAUGGUACAGAUGAGGAAUACUGUUAGGAAUGCUGCAAGGCACCAAAGAAUGAUAGGAACAGCUUAAUUGGUUUGGAAACAAUGCGAACCACUAGCCUCUCAUAGGCUAUGGUACGCCAUGUAUUUAUCUUCAGGUUCCUCCUCCCCGUUGACGUGAUGGAACCCGCUGUGGACUACAUAUGUGUUGAGGGGAACCGGACGCUUCCCGAGGAUUUUGGUGGUGUCUCACCAAUUUCCGAGCGGGAUCGUCCGACUUCCCGGGUUGGCUGGUGGUGUGGGCUAUACGAAGCCACCAGUUCUCAGGCCAGCUGAGCUCUUGAGAGCUUCCAGCUGAUCAGGGCUUUGGGGGCGCCCCUGAAGCUCUACAAAUACUGUACGUAGGCCCGUAGAAAUAGUGUAAUAAUUCAAUCAAUUAAUCUGACGGGACA
Pseudogymnoascus destructans is the source of this 2465-nucleotide messenger RNA. RefSeq lists its product as uncharacterized. The coding region runs from base 211 to 2064 and encodes 617 amino acids. Gene Ontology annotation, molecular function: protein binding. The record is from RefSeq and is a predicted model, not a curated record. Gene Ontology annotation, cellular component: membrane. The transcript is spliced from 2 exons. NCBI's taxonomy places the organism in Eukaryota, Fungi, Ascomycota, Leotiomycetes, Thelebolales, Thelebolaceae. Gene Ontology annotation, biological process: arachidonate metabolic process.